AUGCCGUCGCUGUACCAGAGCAUCCGGGCGCAGCGCACUGGGAAGCAGCUGUUCGACGUCCCCAACACCGCCGUGUCCUUCAGGCCCCGCGGCUCGCCGCAGCAGCAGAAGGGCGCGGACGAGCCGCGAGGCGUGGCGACGCCGAAGAAGCCCACGUCGCUCGGGAAGGCCAUCGCCGACCAGGAGCGCAGGAGCGGGAGUGUCGCCGCCACGCCGCCGACGAGGGCGAGCACCGCUGCCGCCACGCCGCCGUCGCGCACCAGCACGGCAGCCAGGCCCAAUUUCGUGGAGAGCGCCAAGAAGACCGUCAACGACAUGAGCAGGGACGGCGUCGGCAGGCGAGACUCGUGCGAGCCGGCGCUGGCGCCGCUUCCGGCGCCGUCUCCGCCGCAGCGUGCCACCACCGUCGCGCUGGGCCGCACGCCCGCCUCGCCAGGGCCCGCCGCGGUCAGCCGCGCGGCCACCAUGCGGAGCCCUGCGAGGACCGACCCCGCCUUGCGCACCAGGCCUGGCGACGAGGACCCCGCCCCGCGGCGGAAGACCGCCGCGCCGAGGCUGCACGUGCAGUGGGGCCAG
Messenger RNA from Prorocentrum cordatum, 576 nucleotides. The record is from the annotation of a GenBank genome assembly. NCBI's taxonomy places the organism in Eukaryota, Dinophyceae, Prorocentrales, Prorocentraceae.